UGCGGCCAAGACUUCAUUCUUCGGAACGAGUCCGCCGCGAGCGGGCGUACGCCAUUCUUACCCUUUAUUACAUUGGAUUACCCAUGCGGACCGGAAGAUCGGACUAAUGUGCGCGCCCAUCAUGAGUCGGGAGACGUUGGCCCAUCUCAUCGCUACGGCAAUCAUCCUUUCGGGCCUGUGUCUGACCGAGGAUCUGGCAGUAACUCCAUGUCCCGAAGGUUGGGUACAAUUCGGCAUCGACUGCUACAAAUUCUUUAAUCUGCAUCGUUCGUGGGAUCGAGCUACGGAAGUGUGUCGUAGGUACGGUAGCGAGUUAGUGACCAUACAAGAUUUUUGGCAGAAUAAUUUUACCAGUUCUUUGGCAUCCGAAAAGUUACUCAGUUCGGGAACCAAUUCCUAUUGGAUAGGUCUCCGCGCUGUAGACGAUCUUUCGACUAACGCUUUGGAGACCAGUGGAGGAAAUUUCCUUUCAAAGUUUAUAGGAUUUUGGAAUUUCGAUCAACCCGCACCUCAGAAUGGCAAAUGCGUCAGAACUCUUCAAAAACAACAGAAUCAAGUAUGGGAAUUGGCCUCUUGCGAAUCUCUUCAUCCAUUCAUGUGCCAAGUUCGGCUAUGUCCUAAGAAUUCGUUAUAUUGUAGCAACGGAAAAUGCGUUAAUACCAGGUGGAAAUGCGAUGGUCAGGACGAUUGCGGUGAUAAAUCUGACGAAACUCAUUGUCCCAGAUCGUGCCAUUAUCACUUGCAAAGUUCGGGCGAUUCCAUUCAAUCUACCAACUAUCCUGAUAAAUACGAGUCCAAUUCCGAUUGUAAAUGGACUUUGGAAGGACCUAUCGGAACAGGAAUCAUUUUACAAUUUUCAGAUUUCGAAACUGAAGCCAACUUCGAUACAGUUCAAAUUUUGGUGGGUGGAAAAACCGAAGAAUCGAGCGUGAAUUUAGCCACGCUUUCGGGUAUGCAAAAUGUUACUUCGAGAUCUUUUAUCACCGCUUCUAAUUUAAUGAUCGUGAAAUUUCGAUCGGAUGCUUCGGUCGAAAGAAAAGGAUUUCGUGCCAGUUGGAAAACAGAACCUAUGGAAUGCGGAGGAGUAAUUUAUGCAUCACAAAAGGCUGAAAUUUUCACUUCACCUCAUUAUCCUCAAUCUUAUCCCGGUGGAUUGGAGUGUCUUUAUAUUAUUAGAGCACCUCAGAGUAAAAUUGUAACCUUAGAAGUGGUUGAUAUAGAUUUAAAACAAGAUCAGGAUUAUAUUCUGAUACGAGAUGGAACUUCUCCUUCCGAUCCUCUCUUAGUUAGAUUAAGUGGUACCUCUGAUAAAAACCCAAGAUACAUCAUGUCUACUGGAGAUAAAUUGUACUUUUAUCUACACACUAGUCUGGGGGAUAGUAGGAAAGGUUUUUCCAUUCGUUAUCGUGCAGGUUGCGAAAUAAACUACAUUGCUCCAUUCGGGGAGAUUAAUUCUCCAGCUUAUGGCAUCCGUAAUUAUCCGUCCAGUCAAGAAUGUGUAUACAGAAUAGGAAGACCCGGAGGUGGUCCACUUUCUUUGAAGUUCGAUCAGUUUCAUAUCUCAGAAGAUGAUUUUGUCGAGGUUUACGAUGGUUCGAGUUCUAUUUCCGGCGUGAGAUUACAUUCGGGACAGGGAUUUAGUGGAUCCAAUCCUCCCUCUAUUACUCUGACGGCCAGUAGCGGACACAUGAUAUUAAAAUUCACUAGUUCUCCUCUGAAUUCGGCAGUAGGAUGGAGGGCAAAGUUCAGCGCCGAUUGUCCGUCGUUGAGAGUGGGAAGUGGAGCCGUAGCUUCUAGUAGAGAGACCACUUUUGGUUCGAUAGUCACUUAUGUUUGUCCUCUGGGACAGGAAUUUAGUAAUGGCCAAGUUCGAAUAGUUUCUACUUGCAUGGACGGAGGAGAAUGGAAUGUUACCAAAAUUCCCAGAUGCCAAGUUCGUUAUUGCGGUCCCGUUCCUCAGAUUGACAAUGGGUUUGCAGUGGCAGCUUCUAAUGUAACCUAUAAGGGUGUGGCUACUUAUCAGUGUUAUGCAGGAUUCGCUUUCCCUAGUGGUUUACCUACCGAGACUAUCAGAUGCGGAGAAGAUGGACGUUGGGAAAGAUUACCAGUGUGUUUGGCAUCUUCCUGUCCUACUCUUCCCGAUUCUCCUCACGCUCAGUUAAAUGUUUUGAAUGGUGGUGGUCGAUCGUACGGCACGGUUAUCCGGUUCCAGUGUCAUCCAGGGUAUUCCAGAAUCGGAAUUCCCGUAAUAGUUUGUAACAGCGACGGUCAGUGGUCGGGUCCUCCACCCAAAUGCGAACGUGUGCAAUGUCCUGUGAUCCCUGAAAUCGAGAAUGGUUUCGUGAUGGACAAACAAAGAACUUACUUUUUCGAGGAUCAGGCUAGAGUACAAUGCCACAGAGGAUUCGAACUCCGGGGUAGUUCUGUUAUUACUUGUGGUCAGAAUCAAAUCUUCGAAAAUAUCCCUACUUGUCAAGAUUGCCGUCCUGUUAGAGAUUUAGGUUUGAGUACCGGUUCGAUUCCCGAUCACAGUAUUAAAGCUUCCAGUACUGAAAGCGGAUACGAUAAAAAUGAGGUUCGUCUUAACAGUGAAAACGGAUGGUGCGGAAAGAUUCAUCAUUCCGGAGAGAAUUGGAUACAGUUCGAUUUACGAGCACCUACCGUGUUGAAAGGUUUUCGAACCCAACCCGUUUCCAGAUCGGAUGGUUCAUUGGCAUUUCCAACAAAAAUGAGAAUUCAAUACUCAAACGAUAUGGCAGAUGUAUUUCGUGAUUAUAGCGAUCCCAUGAAGAGAUCUGUAGAGUUUCGUCUGUUACCGCAUGGUUUAUCUGGAGUUUCUACAGUUAAUUUACCUUUCCACUUAGAAGCUAGAUUUAUCCGCUUUUAUCUAGUAGAUUACCAAACGGCUCCGUGUUUAAAAGUGGAAUUAAUGGGAUGUUCUAGACAAGAUUGUCUCGAUAUUAACGAAUGCUUGGAUAAAAAUGGAGGAUGCGAUCACCGCUGUAUCAAUAACCCCGGUAGCUAUAAUUGUCUAUGCAAUAAUGGUUUCGAGCUUUACACUGAAAACGGGACUUCCGGAUUCGAAAUUCCGUACGGAGAAACUGGUUUAAAAGAUGGAGACAUUUAUUUACUGAAUAAAACUUGUGUCGAGAAAUUAUGCCCAGACUUGAAUAGUCCCGAAAAUGGUCUUCUCCUCUCUACUAAAUCGUCAUUUCAUUUUGGUGAUGUGGUACACUUUCAAUGCAAUUUUGGUUAUGUCAUGGAGGGAAGCUCUACACUUCUGUGCACCAGUACUGGUGUCUGGAAUGGGACCGAACCGACUUGCAAAUUUGCCAGUUGUCCAUCGCUAGGAGAUGACCAUACUCAAGGUCUAAGAGUAUAUGGUGUUGAUGACGAAAAUUAUAUUCCCUUUCAGCACAAUAUAUCUCUUACCUGUAACGAAAUGGGUAGACCUUUAAGAAUGACAGCUACUGCUAAUUUUCGGCAAUGCGUAUACGAUCCCAAAGAAGGAAGAAGCGAAUAUUGGCUUUCUGGAUUAUCUCCAUCAUGUCCUAGAAUCGAUUGUGGUAUUCCAAGAGAAACCGCUGGAGCUUCGUAUGGACCGUAUGUAGAUACACGAUACAAGUCUAGUUUCUUCUUUAGUUGCGAAGACACUUUUACAGUUGCUGGAAAAUCGAAAUUUGGGGAUAACAUUGUUCGUUGUGAAGAGGAUGGAACUUGGGAUUUUGGAGACUUAAGAUGUGAAGGUCCAGUUUGCGAAGAUCCAGGAAGACCUCCGGAUGGGCUUCAAGUUGCAACAAGCUAUGAACAAGGCUCUAAAGUGACAUUUACUUGUGACAGGGCGGGAUUCGUUCCGUAUAAUAUCGAUCCCAUUACCUGCGUUAAAAAUGCUGUAUGCAAAGUAAUUAAACCUUUGGGAAUAUCUUCCGGAAUUAUACCAGAUACUUCCAUUGUGGCAAAUUCUCAAAGGAGUAAUUAUGAAGUGAAGAAUAUCCGUUUGAACAGUGCAACAGGUUGGUGUGCAGAAAAUGAUCCAGGUUUGGCCUUCUUGUAUGCAACUGUAGAUCUUGGUUCCGUCUAUCGAAUUACAUCAAUUCUUGUUAAAGGAGUCAUCACUAACGAUGUUGUUGGUCGACCUACAGAGUUACGACUCUUCUACAAAGUAGACCAAGAAGAAAACUUUGUAGUUUAUUUUCCGACAUUUAAUUUAACAACGAGAGAUCCAGGAAAUUUCGGUGAAUUAUCGGUUCUGAAUCUUCCUCUUAGCGUCAGAGCUAGGUUCUUCAUCUUGGGAAUUGUUGCUUACAACAGAAAUCCUUGCAUGAAGUUUGAAUUGAUGGGAUGUGAAGAUACUGGAGAAGAAGCAUUAUUGGGAUAUGAUGCUGGAUAUCCUGUCUGUGUCGAUCAAGAACCUCCUCAGUUCCUUAAUUGUCCUACUUAUCCCAUCACUGUGGUUAAGACAAAAGAGGGUUUUCAAUUUGUGAACUUCACCAUUCCUCAAGCUGUAGAUAAUUCAGGAAAAAUAGCCAGAUUCGAGAUUCGUCCUCCAGGUUUUAUUCCUCCUUUAAUGGUAUUUGAAGACACAACUAUUCAGUAUUUAGCUUACGAUUCGGAUGGAAACGUUGCAGUUUGUACAGUCAAUAUCACUAUACCUGAUGAUCUUCCUCCUUCUUUAACGUGUCCACGUUCUCUCGUUAUCGAAUUAUCCGAGGAACAAACCAGUUAUUCCGUAAAUUUUAACGAAAUGCUCUCUCACGUUAACGUCUCCGAUAAAUCGGGUGAUGUCUCUGUCGAAAUUUCCCCAACAGUCGCCGUAAUUCCUGUCGGAGGAUACCGUAACAUUACUGUAUCAGCCACCGACCAAGCCGGAAAUAAAGCAAUUUGCCAUUUCCAAGUAUCAGUUCAACCUUCGCACUGUGUUUCCUGGUCUCUAAAACCUCCGGUUCAAGGAACAGUUAAUUGUGUAGAAAAGGACGAGGCCCCUGGUUUCAUCUGUUCAGUCACCUGCAAUACAGGCUAUAGGUUUACAGAUGGAGAACCUGUAAAAAAAUACGAAUGUCUGCUUGGAAUGCCUUGGAGUCCAAGUUCGAUCGUACAAGAGUGUGUUCCUGAUGAUACAAAUUUUGCUACUUAUGAUGUAGUAGCUGACAUUCAAUAUCGCGCUGGUGGUGCUCUUUCUUCGUCCUGUUUGGAAGAAUACGAAGUUUUCGUUAAAAGAUAUCAAAACUCUUUGAAUCAAGCUCUUUCCGAUCGUUGUUCGGCCAUUAAUGUAAAAAUAGACGUCUUUUUCCAAAAUACAACCGUAGCAGCUAUAGCCGAAAAUGAAUUAUUCCUCAACUAUACGUUAAGACUCGAGCCUAUGGUCAAGCAAUCCACCCUUUACGAAUUAUGCGGUUCCACACUCGGUCUGGUGUUUGAUCUCAGUCUUCCGAGCACAUCCGCUGUCAUCGAGCCUAUUUUAAAUGUCACCUCUCAGAAUGUGGGUGGAAAAUGUCCAGGAAUUCAGGCCAUUAGAUCCAUUGUCAAUCGGGGUUUUACUUGUCAACUUGGAGAAGUGUUGACGACUUCCAAUCAAUCAGAUAUACCUAAAUGCCUUCAUUGUCCUCCUGGAACGUUUCCUUCUCCCGAUCAGAAAUGUAUCAAUUGUCCCCGUGGAUAUUAUCAGGAUUUGAACCGUCAAGGAAGAUGCAAAACAUGCCCUAUGGGCACAUAUACCAAGGAAGAAGGAAGCAAGAGUCUUGCUGAUUGCAUACCUAUAUGUGGCUAUGGCACAUAUUCCUCUACGGGAUUGGUACCUUGUUUACAAUGCCCCUUCAAUACGUUUACCGAAGCACCACCCAAAGAUGGAUUCAAAGAAUGUCAAAGAUGUCCAUCCGAUACUUAUACUUACAGACCUGGAUCCUCUAGUAGUUCUGAUUGCAAAGCUCUAUGCCUUCCUGGUACAUAUUCAGAUACAGGUCUAGAACCCUGCACUCCUUGUCCUCUAAACUUUUAUCAGUCAAAUGCGGGUCAAACCAGUUGUACACAAUGUCCGAACAAUCAAAUGACUGUAUUGCCCGGAGCUGUAACGUCGGAUACUUGUGUAGCGGUGCCUUGCAGCACCCACACUUGUAUGCACGGAGGCUUAUGCCAUGCUAUAAAUCAUAGACCGACAUGCUAUUGUCCUGCAGGGUUUACAGGUAACAAGUGUGAGACCGACAUAGACGAUUGUGCCAGUCGGCCUUGUUUCAAUGGUGGUACAUGCAUCGAUAAGCCACAAUCUUAUGAGUGCAACUGUCCACCUGGUUUUAGUGGCCUUCAAUGUCAGAUAGAGCAAAGUGAUUGCCUCAAUAAUACGUGUCCGGAAAGGGCCAUGUGUCAGGAUACUCCUGGUAUAGGCAAUGUAAAAUGUCUGUGUCGUGAAGGCUAUGAAGGUGAAGAGUGUGAUGUAACCGUAAAUCCCUGUACUUCCGGUGAAAAUCCGUGUAGCAAUGGAGGAAUGUGCAUACCUUUAUUACAAGGACGUUAUAAAUGUAACUGCGCUCCAGGGUGGACUGGACGCUCGUGCGAAGUUGAUAUAGAUGAUUGUGCCGAACAACCGUGUUUAUUGGGAGCCAAUUGUACCGAUCUCUUAAACGAUUUCCGAUGCCAAUGUCCAUCGGGUUUCAGAGGUAAAAGAUGCGAAGAAAAAAUAGAUUUAUGCAGUGUUCGUCCCUGUCUGAAUGGAAUAUGUGUAGAUAAAUUGUUCCAGCAUUAUUGCGUUUGUCAUUUGGGCUGGACAGGUCCGGGAUGUGAGACUAAUAUAGACGAUUGCGCUAGUAAUCCCUGUCAAAAUGGCGGCCAGUGUCUCGAUUCGAUAAAUGGAUUUACUUGUUUAUGCGAUGCAGGUUAUACAGGAUCAAAAUGUCAGCAUCCUAUCGAUUCCUGCGAAUCAACUCCUUGUCAGAAUGGAGGAACUUGUAACGAUCUAGCAGAUGGGUUUACUUGCACCUGUCGUCCUGGUUAUGUAGGAUUACAGUGUGAAGCUGAAGUAGACGAAUGUGUAAGUAGCCCCUGUAAUCCCUCUGGCACAGAUAAGUGCAUUGAUAUGGAUAAUCAUUUUGUGUGUCAGUGCAAUCCAGGAUUUACUGGCGAACGUUGCGAGCAAAAUAUUAACGAAUGCGCCUCGAAUCCUUGUCAAAACAAGGCUAUUUGUACGGAUGGUAUCGAUAAAUUUAAUUGUCUUUGCCCACCCGGUUGGACAGGUGAAAGGUGCGAAAUGGAUUUGGGAGGAUGCGAUUCUCAACCGUGUUUAAAUGACGCCAAAUGUAUCGAUUUAUUCCAAGAUUAUCUGUGUGUUUGUCCGUCGGGAACGGAUGGAAAGAGAUGCCAGACGGCUCCACGUCGUUGUAUAGGUGACCCUUGUAUGAACGGGGGAUCGUGUCACGACUACGGAAGUGGACUCAACUGUUCCUGCUCUGUUGAAUUCGCCGGUAUCGGGUGUCAACUGGAAUACGAUGCUUGCGCUGCCGAUGUUUGUAAGAACGGAGCAACGUGCGAAGAGACGGGCAACUCUUUCCAGUGUAUCUGCCCACCCGGCUACGGAGGAGAAUUCUGCCAAGAUGACAUUCCCGACUGCUCGCCCACUUCGUGUCCCGCUAGUGCCUCGUGUGUCGAUCUCACCAACGAUUUUUAUUGUAAAUGUCCCUUCAACGUUACCGGAGAGGACUGCAGGAAAACGAUAAAUAUCAAUUAUAAUCUCUACAUAAAUGAUGACAGCCAUUCUUCAAGUGUUGCCCUCGCAUCUCCAUUUCCUCUUGGAUCAAAUAGUUUAACUGUAGCAUUAUGGGUUCAAUACAAUUCAGCGGAUACAAAAGGAACCUAUUUUACUCUAUAUAGUGUUGAUUCACCUCAUCUUCCAAAAAAUAAAAGAAUUCUUCUUGAAGCAAAUGAGUCUGGAAUAUUAAUAUCAUUGUUCCCAGAUUUGGAACCCAAGAAAGUAAUUUCUUAUCUUCAAAAUGUUCCAGUGAAUGAUGGUCAGUGGCAUCAUAUUGUUAUCACUUGGGAUAAUGCAGGAGGGAUCCUUACUUUAAUUACAGACACUGCAGUGGUUCACUCUGUUAAUGGCUAUGGAAAGAAUAGAAUGUUACCAAAUUAUGGAUGGAUCAGUUUGGGAGCACCUCUUAAUUCAGAAAAUAGAGCUAUAUCAGGAGCAGGAUUUCAUGGACGACUUAGCAGAGUUAAUGUGUGGAAUAGAGUGUUGGACAUAACUGUUGAAAUACCCAUGCAGUUUAGAAGUUGUAAAAGUGCUCCUGUUUUAUACAAUGGAUUACUUUUGAGAUGGGCUGGAUAUGAUAGAGUUGAUGGUACUGUUGAAAAGCAAAGUCCUGGAAGUUGUGGAGAACAGGUCUGUCCUGUUGGUUAUUCUGGAGAAAACUGUCAUAUAUUUCAAAAAGAUAAAAUGCCCCCACAAGUAUUAUAUUGUCCACCAGAUAUGUGGGUUAUUACACCAAAUGUUAGUACAAUUAUGAGCUGGGAAGAACCAACAUUUACAGAUGAUCUUCGUUCAUUUAAAGUUACAGAAAGAAAUGGAAUACGACCAGGAGUUGCAUUGAAAAAAGGAAAUUAUGAAUUAUUUUAUGUGGCUACAGAUGAAGCAGGAAAUUCUGCACAAUGUUCAUUCACUAUUCACGUGUUGAAUGAUUUUUGCCCAAUACCAAUGUCACCAGUUGGAGGACAGAGGCACUGUUCUGACUGGGGACCAAGUGGCAGCUUUAAAACUUGUACCAUAACCUGUGAUGAUAAUUUAGAAUUUUCUCAGAUGGUUCCAAAAUACUAUGUUUGUGGUAGUGAGGGAUUUUGGCGUCCAACUACAGAGCCAAAUAUGCCAUUUGUUUUCCCAGCAUGUGCAACUAAAAGACCUGCUCAAAGGAUAUUUAAAGUUAGUAUGGGUUUCCUUUCAUCCAUCGUGUGUUCUGAUUCAGGAAGAAAGAUUCUUCAUUCACGAGUAAUAGACAGCUUAUUGAAAGUCAACAGAGAAUGGCAUGUAUGUUCUGACGAAACUGCUAAUUCCUGCAAUGGAUUGCAAGCCUCUGUGAAAUGUCGGAAAAAUGGAAGAGUCGUGCGACAAACCGAAACUAAUGACGUAUAUGUAGUUACCAUUUCAUUUCCCGCAGUUAAUGAUCCUGUAUCCAAUGUGAAUACUAGACAACAGUCGACAGUCCAAAAUGUUGUUGAAAAAGCAGUCCUUAAAGAUUCUGCUUUUGACGUUCGCGAUACUUUACCGAAUGUAGUUCCAGAUCUCACAUCUUUAUCAAUGGUUAAUGAUUAUUCUUGUUCUUUGGGACAAGUUGUUAUGCCUCCAAACUGUGUUGAUUGUAGCAUCGGUACAUAUUUUGACAACACAACAAAGUUGUGUGUAUCUUGUCCUAUUGGAACUUAUCAGAAUGAAAUGGGACAACUCUUUUGUAAGUCAUGUCCUUUGGUUAAUGGAAAAAGAGGUGUAACAAGUAACAUAGGCUCCAGAUCUGUGGAAGAUUGUAAAGAAAGAUGUUCUGCUGGAAAUUAUUAUGAUGAAAACAUUCAAAUAUGCAGACCGUGUGGAUAUGGAUUUUAUCAACCAUCAGAUGGUUCUUUUAAUUGUUUCUCCUGUAAACCAGGUCUUACAACACGAAGCAAUCAGGCUGUAUCAGUUAAAGAAUGUAGAGAGGAAUGUGCGGCCGGUUAUCAGCUGUCAGAGAAAGGGACGUGCGAACCGUGUGGCUUAGGUUAUUAUCGAACUAAAGGAAUGCCAACUUGCGAACAGUGCCCACCAGGAAGGACCACCCCUUUAAAAGUGGCCACAAGUCAGAACCAAUGUUCUCUGGAAAUGUGUAAUCCUGGCCAUUACUUAAAUACCACUACCGAUAAGUGCGUUGCUUGUCCGAAAGGGAAUUAUCAAAGUAAGGAGCAACGUGAUCCUCAGUGUAUUCCCUGUCCCGAAGAUAAGACGACAGCUCAGACUGGUUCUCUAUCAGAAAACGACUGUUUCAAUCCUUGCCUCAUAAACGGACAGAUGAGAGAAUGCGAAACAAAUGCCUACUGCGUGUUCCAUAAAGAAAUCGAUUCUUUCGCCUGCGAAUGUAAACCUACGUUUAAACGCGAUAAUAAUCAGUGUGUAGAUGUCUGCACCAAUCACUGCGAAAACGGUGGAAAGUGCGAAGUAAACACCGAAACUUUCGAACCUAGAUGUCAUUGUUCUGCCAAUUUCUAUGGUAAAAAAUGCGAAAAGAAAUCCGAUUUUGUAUAUAUCGCCGGAGGAAUAGCAGGAGCGGUCAUCUUCAUAAUCAUUCUCGUCUUACUCAUUUGGAUGAUUUGUGUCAGAUCGUCUAGAAAGAAUAAGUUGCAGAAGCUUCCGGAAUCGGGAUACGACAUUUCCAGUUCUCAAGCCAACUUUUUUUACGGGGCUCCCGCUCCUUAUGCCGAAAGUAUCGCACCUUCUCACCACAGUACUUACGCUCAUUACUACGAAGACGACGAAGACGGUUGGGAGAUGCCAAAUUUUUAUAACGAAACUUACAUGCAAGAGGGUUUGCAAGGUAAGACCAACACCCUCAGUAGAAGUAACGCUAGCCUAUACGGUACCACCAAAGACGAGCUUUACGAUAGACUACGUCGACACCAAUAUCACGGUAAGAAAGAUGUCAGCGAUGCAGAAGACAAUCACCAUCCGUAAUUAAUGUCCCACAACGGGUCGUCCUUCUCUGUUACGUCAGAGUAAAUACUCAGGAAUCUUGGGCGACGUCUUUUUUUAUCUGCAUAGAUUCGGAUAAUUACGAUAAAAUCGAUCAUUUGUUUUUCUUUUUCCGAGCAAAUUUUGAUCAUCCUGUAAUAUCAGUCGACCCCCCUAUAACACUGCUGAUAAUUCCGUUUUAUAUGAAUUCCAUGUUAUAGGAGUCACUUAGAU
Messenger RNA from Centruroides sculpturatus (bark scorpion), 10903 nucleotides. RefSeq names its product sushi, von Willebrand factor type A, EGF and pentraxin domain-containing protein 1-like (gene uif). The coding region runs from base 107 to 10672 and encodes 3521 amino acids. Gene Ontology annotation, biological process: Notch signaling pathway. Gene Ontology annotation, molecular function: calcium ion binding; Notch binding. The record is from RefSeq and is a predicted model, not a curated record. Lineage: Eukaryota; Metazoa; Arthropoda; Arachnida; Scorpiones; Buthidae. The transcript has 54 exons.